AUGUCAUACUCGUACGACCGCACCACGACUCGCAGAACCGGAUCCUCUUCAACGCGUCGGGGCACUUUCUCAUAUUGGGUGCCCCUAGCUUUAACAGUCACGGUUGCGACGGUGGGAAUUGUUGCUUGGAUAUGGAGUGAACGAAAUGAUGAUGAUGACGAGGAACCGAGACCAGAUAUUGGACCAGAUCCGUACCAGCAAAAUGCAGGAUAUGGCAGAAAUGAGGAUGGAAGUGUGAGGUUAGGACCGCCGUCUUAUGCUGGCGGGGUGCGACCGGGUGAGGUUGGAUAUGGAACCGUUGAAAAUCGGCCAGAGGAGUCGCAGAGUUACAUGGCACGGAUGUCGGGCGCAUUGAGGAGAACGCCCAGUCCACAGCAAGUUUUUGAUGGAGUUAGUAGGACUGUGGUUGGAGGUGUUGUUGCUGCUGGUGCAGUUGUUGGAACAGCACUUUCUUCGAUUAGGGAGGAAGACAAAUCAGCCUUUAAGGAUCACCAAAGAUGGUCUGAAGAAGCAGCAUUAAGACGUGCUGGUGUCGACCCAGCAGCGCCAGGUCCUAUUGAUAUGCGAUCAACUGAUAGUGUUCCUCCUGUCGCGACAACAUCAAAGUCAACUACUGGUGGAAAGAGAAAGACUGUAGCGAUUGUUGUAUCGGCGGAGGAUAACAUUGCGGAUAUGGAGGACGAUGAUGGAUUCCAUGAGCAUGCAUCCAUUCUUUCACAUUUACAUUCAAACACCGAUUUCUCAAAGAUUCGGCUAUUCGUCCUGAUAUAUGCACCUGGCUUGAAAGAGCAUCCUCUGGACGUAGCUUCACGUCCACCACAGAGUCUCAGCUCCUCAUUCUCUAAUAUUGGUCAUGAUCAAGCUCAAUCACCAACACCUGGAGAAGAAGAAAAGCAAUUUCAAUCUAGCUCAUCGCAUUUCGAUGCAGUAUAUAAACAAGCCAAAUCGUUGGUGGAGAAGGACACAAUGGUUCUCCCAUUUACUACACCAACUGGACACGUUCAUAUUCUUCGUCACCUUGGCCCAGAAGUUGUCUACCUCCAAGAAUCGCUUGCGGGUGCUAAUGGUGAGAUCAUCACACAUCUCCAAAGCUGGCUACGACAAGACGUUGUUCUCGUCGUUGGCGCAGAGGGAGGGCAUGGAGGCCUUGCAGAUAGUGAGUCGGAGGCGGAACAAGCGCCAAAGAAAGACCAGUGGUGGGAGAAAGAGGAGAGAGUUGGUCGAGGAAGAGGUGUGGUCGUGGUGGAAAGUGUAAGAGUUGGCGACGAUUGGGCUCGUCGGAUCGAAAAUAAGGAUUAA
Molecule: messenger RNA, 1299 nt
Organism: Glarea lozoyensis ATCC 20868
Lineage: Eukaryota; Fungi; Ascomycota; Leotiomycetes; Helotiales; Helotiaceae
Exons: 3
Coding region: 1-1299 (432 amino acids)
Source: RefSeq, a predicted model, not a curated record